This is a messenger RNA of Zygosaccharomyces rouxii, 1743 nucleotides long. RefSeq names its product phosphatidate phosphatase APP1 (gene APP1). The transcript has a single exon. Lineage: Eukaryota; Fungi; Ascomycota; Saccharomycetes; Saccharomycetales; Saccharomycetaceae. The record is from RefSeq and is a predicted model, not a curated record. Gene Ontology annotation, cellular component: actin cortical patch. Gene Ontology annotation, molecular function: phosphatidate phosphatase activity. The coding region runs from base 1 to 1743 and encodes 580 amino acids.
AUGGACGCCUACGGGGAGGAGUUUACAACCGGUACCACCAGUACUAAUGAUAGCCAUACCAGUACUACCACCACCACUGCUUCUGCAGGUCUAGGGAGAAGGCAGCGGUUUAUGAAUUUGGUCAAAACUACUAAAAAUGUGUACCUCCCAUCACUGACAUCUACAAUAUCUCAGAAGACCGAGAGUUUCAGAAGUCAUGAAGAGUAUCAACCGUUUUACAACUUGUCCUUGGAUUCUGACAUCGUGUUUUACCCAACUUAUACCACGCAGACCGACAAGGGUUACGAGACUUCAGUUAGAUUUGUCCUCUGUGCUCCUGGUAAUCCACAUAGUAGAAGAAAUAGAAUCCUGUUAUCAUUAUGCAGGCAAUAUUUAUUACCUCGAAAUGUUAGUGACAUGGAUCAAGAAAUCCUGGAUGCCAAAUUGAACGACGCCUUUGCAGCAAGUGACACUAGAUCUCUGGUUAGCAAUGGUUCUAGUGAUAAUGCGAGUACUAUGACUGGUGGUUCUAGCAUAAGUACCGGUACUAACGAUGCUGAGAGUAUACACAAUAGCAUGGUACAAAAUGAAUACGAGACUUUGAAAGAACGUAUCGCAGGCUUUCUAGAACGCAAAAUUGUCAACAUUCCAAUUAUUGUGGAUGCCUUUACGGAUGAAGGCCAAGGAUCUUAUGAGACGACGUUUGUUAAUACAGAUAAUAUGGGUUAUGUGGAAACGAGAUUAAGAACUAGUUUCAAACCAAAAAACAUUAGAGUAACAGUGGAUACCCCACACGAUUUCCCCAAAGUCAUUACGCAUGAAUUUCCAACUAAUUUCAUUAAACCUCAGGGAUUUGGUUUAAUAAGUGAUAUUGAUGAUACCAUAAAGCAUACAGGUGUUACUGGAGAUAAGAGGUCGAUGUUCCGUAACGUAUUUGUUCAGGAUUUUUCCAGUUGGGAUAUUGAAGGUGUUUCUAGAUGGUAUAGAACACUCAGCGACAGCAGAGAUGUGGAUUUCUUCUAUGUGUCAAAUUCACCGAUGCAAUUUUACAAUACUUUACAAGACUAUAUUAGGGCCAAUUUUCCUUGGGGCCCAAUGUUCCUCAAGCAAUAUUCUGGUAAUUUACUUUCGAGCUUUUGGAGUUCAAGUGCCGACAGAAAACUGGGGUCUAUAAACCAAAUAUUGAAAGACUUCCCUGAAAAGAAGUUCUUUCUCGUAGGAGAUUCUGGUGAACAGGAUUUUGAAGCGUACAUCUCUGCAUUUUUGAAAUAUCCAGAUCAAAUUGCUGGUAUCUAUAUCCGCUGUUGUAAGAAUUCGUUAAGUGAUAUGGGCCUUAGAGAAACUGAAGUUAUGCAAUCACUUAAUGAUAUGAUUCAAAAGGAAUACAUGGGAGGGAUUAAAAAAAGGUCACCGCCAGCUAUACCAAGGAAGAAGCCACAGUUGACAUCUGAACAAGAGGAAAUGGUAUUAAAAUCACGUCCAUCGGCUCUUAAUAUUAAGCAACGUCCAGUUCCACCAAAUUUACCACCUAGAAAUGCACAACCACCUUGGAUCGACGAAGAACUGACAGAUACACAAAAUGGGUAUCAUCUCUACGAUAAUUUUUUCGAUAAAAGAGCAGAUCAAUGGAGGCACAGGGUUUAUGCUGGAUUACAGCAGUUGAAGAGGGUUCGUGGUGAAGGUCAAGUACGAUUAAUGUUUUUCACGGAUACGGAAUUAUCACUGGAAAGCAGCAUGCAAGCUAUAGGUUCAAUAACUAAAUAA